UAUCUGCACUCCGAGUAGCCGCCCAAUUGAGUUUCAGAUUCUUCUGUUGGUGCCCAAGAUCCAAGACGAGUGUCGGUGGCCUCACUUUUAGCCCAGUGUUUAGAAAGUACGCAGGUGGCGAACGUGAUGCCUUCACAGCAGUACCAACCUUCCAUACGGUCAGUGGGCACUGGGAUUUCUGAGGUCGAGGGGGCAAAUCACAAAGCAUGGUCUGUUGACUUGGAAAAGGGAGGGACUCGGGCGAAAGGGGGGCCAGAGAAAGGAAUUGAUGGCAUCAGUCUUGACCCAUAUCCCAAUCUCGAUUACAUCAAUCCCAUGGAAGAGCCUGCAAGUUAUGUCAACAUGCAAGUAAACGAUGCUCCAGAAGGCUACCCUAUGCUUGCCCGCUUCAUCUCUUCUCAUGAAGACGGCUACAUCUUUCGGGAAUUCCGCUACCUACAAUCCCGGACGCUCUUGCACAUGCAAGAUGAACUACGAGCCCUCGAAGUGCAGCUGCACAGGAUGGACCAGUAUGAUGUUAAACACAGGGCCAUCUUCCUCAGGACGAGGGAGAUGGAUGAUGAUCGACUGAAGGUGAGGGGACGGCUGAUGGAAGAAAUUGCGGAGAAACUCAAGACAUAUGGCGAACUUCUCAUUAUGUCCAACGACCUCGCCAAUUUCGACCGACCAUCCCGUUUUGACAUCCAAAGUCUCGAAAACUUCUUCCGAGCCAAAGAGCCUCUGUUUAGACAUGAGCGAUACAUUGGGUGUCAGUCCGACAUGAUAACCCUCAAAGCAGGGAGAGACGACGCCUGGCUUGAUCGGGUGAUCAUGCAGUUACUGGUCAAGUACAACUGUGCACCACUACGGUACAUCUUUGCCAACGCUCAUACCAAGACCCAUGCCGACAGCAAGCACGCAGCAUUGAACCUCUUCUCCAUUGCCCGCGUCCACUUCCUCAAGAUGGUCAUUCUGAUCUUGCUCAUGCUCUGCCUAUUAUGUCUACCUUUAGUCCCGCUCUAUUCCUGGACCCAGGAAGGCUCAGGCCCGGCAGACGGAGGGACGAACAGCGCGGCAGUAACUGGACAGACGCUAGCCAAGAUCAUGGGCUUGAUUGUUGCGUGCGCGUUUGCAUUUGGCGUGGUGUUGAGUGUGUGUACGAGGGCAAAGAAGCAUGAGAUCUUUGGGAGUUGUGCUGCAUACAUGGCUGUUCUCAUUGUGUUCAUGACAUCAACAUAAUCAGGAUUUCGUGCUGCAA
This is a messenger RNA of Neurospora hispaniola, 1237 nucleotides long. RefSeq lists its product as uncharacterized. NCBI's taxonomy places the organism in Eukaryota, Fungi, Ascomycota, Sordariomycetes, Sordariales, Sordariaceae. Bases 127 to 1218 code for a protein of 363 amino acids. The transcript has 6 exons. The record is from RefSeq and is a predicted model, not a curated record.